GCGCCCAGCACGUCCCGACCCCGCUGUGCCAUGCCUGCAGUUUAGGAUCCAAAGCUUCUCUACUCGUUUUGUUCUUUUCUUUUAUAAAAAGAGGAGGGGAAGUCCCGGUGGCGGGCAGCCGGGCACACACACAACCCGCCCUCGCAGCCCGACAAAAGCAGAUGCACCUUGACUUCUGACAGCUCUACCUCAAGCCCGUGAGAACUCCCUGCAAAUAGCUCGUCGCGUGCGUCGCCCUCUUGCUUCCCCGUUUUAUUUAUUUAAUUCGUUACCCUCACCGUCUCGGUGACCUUCACUUCUCCGCGGGUUCUGGGCAGAAGAGUCGCUUUCGCACCCGCCGGAGACUCUUUUCCUCACCCCAGGAGCGGUGGUGGCGCUGCUGGACCCGGGGCCUUGGGACGCCCAGGCUGCACACCACCGGGGCGCCCCGUUUUGCCUCGUCCCUCCCCCCCCUUUUGAUUUCCUGGUGCGGAUUUCGGCUGGCACCGCCGUGUGUGUCUCCUCUUUUUGGAGGAGCUGGGGAGCUCCUUUCGGGAGUCCACCCUUCUGCUCUACCUGCUCUUCUCUCUCCGGGCCUCACCCGACUAAACCAAAGACCAUGGUGCACUGUGCCGGCUGCAAAAGGCCCAUCCUGGACCGCUUCCUCUUGAACGUGCUGGACAGGGCCUGGCACGUCAAGUGCGUCCAGUGCUGUGAAUGUAAAUGCAACCUGACCGAGAAGUGCUUCUCCCGGGAAGGCAAGCUCUACUGCAAGAACGACUUCUUCCGGUGUUUCGGUACAAAAUGCGCAGGCUGCGCGCAGGGCAUCUCCCCUAGCGACCUGGUGCGGAGAGCGCGGAGCAAAGUGUUUCACCUCAACUGCUUCACCUGCAUGAUGUGUAACAAGCAGCUCUCCACCGGCGAGGAGCUUUACAUCAUCGACGAGAACAAAUUCGUCUGCAAAGAGGAUUACCUAAGCAACAGCAGCGUCGCCAAAGAGAACAGCCUGCACUCGGCCACCACGGGCAGUGACCCCAGUUUGUCUCCGGACUCCCAAGACCCGUCGCAGGACGACGCCAAGGACUCGGAGAGCGCCAACGUGUCGGACAAGGAAGGGGGCAGCAAUGAGAAUGACGACCAGAACCUGGGCGCCAAGCGGCGAGGGCCACGCACCACCAUCAAAGCCAAGCAGCUGGAGACGCUGAAGGCUGCCUUUGCCGCGACGCCCAAGCCCACGCGCCACAUCCGAGAGCAGCUGGCUCAGGAGACGGGCCUCAACAUGCGCGUCAUUCAGGUCUGGUUCCAGAACCGACGCUCCAAGGAACGGAGGAUGAAGCAGCUGAGCGCGCUGGGCGCCCGGCGCCACGCCUUCUUCCGCAGUCCGCCCUUCUCCUUCUACGGAGAUUACCAGAGCGAGUACUACGGGCCCGGAGGCAACUACGACUUCUUCCCGCAAGGCCCCCCGUCCUCGCAGGCUCAGACACCCGUGGACCUACCUUUCGUGCCAUCGUCCGGGCCGUCCGGGACGCCCCUGGGCGGCCAGGAGGGGCCUCUGCACUCCAUGUCGGCUGAGGUCUUCGGGCCGAGCCCGCCCUUCUCGUCGCUGUCGGUCAACGGCGGGGCGAGCUAUGGGAACCACAUGUCUCACCCUCCCGAAAUGAACGAGGCGGCCGUGUGGUAGCCGGGCCUCGCGCGGUCCGCGGAGUUCGUGGUUGUACAGAAAUGAACUUUUAUUUAAGAAAAAUAGAAAAAAGAAAAAAAAAUCAUAAAAAUCAAGUCACCCCCCCCCACUACCACCACUUUCCUCCAGCCUCGGGGACCAUUUUCCGUCUGGGGAGACUGGAUGGGAAAGGGAAACAUGACAUAGGAUUGAAAUCUGCCUGGAGGUAGGACUGGGAUCCGCGAGCUGGCUGGCCCGGUGCAGGACUGGGCUUCCUAAGGGAAACACAGGCCUCUCCUCGCCUCCCACCUGGACCCGACUCCGUGGACAGACAGCGCGGGCGUGCGAGUCUGGCCGGCGGGCGGCACAGGAACGACCACGGCGGCCUCCGGGGUGCACAGCUCACUCAUGACGCCAGGAGGGAGGCUGCGCCCACAGCCAGGCUCGGGCUUUGGAGGUGAGCGGUCCUCAGGCGCUCCCAGGCCAGCCCAGGGGGCUCUGGCUGUGGGAAACCUAAUAGUGUUGGUCUCAGUUCAGCAACAGCGCCAACAAACUUAAUAGCUUCAGAAACGUCGACCUGCUGUGCAUCAGGUGGGACUAUAUAUAUAUAUAUAUUUUGUCUCUCUGGGUUUUGUUUUGUUUUGUUUUUGCCAAAAUUGCAAAAUUCUAAAUGUAAAGCCCUCAGUAUCAACUCUUCUACCUUCACAAAGCUCUAUACACCUAUACACACAGACACACUGGAUAGGACGGUCUACAGCCAGACCUCUCAGUAAAAUGACUUGAACAUCAUCUGUACAAGAAAAGUAUUCUACUUUCACACACACGCGCGCACACACACACACACAGAGUUUUAAAAAAGACUAUUGAACUAAAAACAGUCAACUGUUUACGUAUAAUGUUAAAUUCAGGAGUUCAGUGUUUUACUAAUAACAUCCUGUUUUGAAACCUCUUGUUCAAAAACAAAACGUUUUGAGCAGUCAACCAAAAUUGUUCAUUUUCUUUUCCUGUAGAUGUUCUGACAGAUUUGCAGGGCUCACAGCUCACUGUGCUAGUACGUAAAAAGGUGUUGUUUACACAAGGCAAAAAGAAAACACGAUAUUCAGACACUUGCCAAAUAGAAUAAUUAUAGCACAAAUACUGUAAAGGUGCCUGGCACCGCAACCUGAGAAAGUGUU
Molecule: messenger RNA, 2814 nt
Organism: Myotis davidii
Lineage: Eukaryota; Metazoa; Chordata; Mammalia; Chiroptera; Vespertilionidae
Gene: LHX1
Product: LIM homeobox 1
Biological process (GO): regulation of transcription by RNA polymerase II; neuron differentiation
Cellular component (GO): nucleus
Molecular function (GO): DNA-binding transcription factor activity, RNA polymerase II-specific; RNA polymerase II transcription regulatory region sequence-specific DNA binding
Source: RefSeq, a predicted model, not a curated record